CCCACCUCCUCCCUGUAUGGUGUGUGUUUGUGCAGACUGUGUGAAUGUACAGAGGCCGAGGCAGAGAUUAUCCUACAGCUGAAGAAUGAACUGAGAGAAAAGGAGCUGAAGCUGACUGAUAUCAGACUGGAGGCGUUAAGCUCCGCCCACCACCUUGAUCAGAUACGAGAAGCCAUGAAUCGCAUGCAGAAUGAGAUUGAGCUGCUGAAGGCUGAGAAUGACAGACUCAAGUCCAGUGGCAACACCACACCUGCUGCCACACCUGCUAAAACAGCCCGUCCACCUUCAGAAACCUCCAGCACGUCCUCCUCGUCCUCACGCCAAUCUCUGGGGCUAUCGCUGAACAACCUCAACAUCACAGACACCAUUAUGUCAGAUAUUCUGCUGGAUGACGGCUAUGAGGGCAACCUACGCAAAGAGGGCAGGAGCGUCCGUAUAGUGGUCAUGAUCAAGAGCGACUUCAACAAGACCAAGGCUAUGCAGAAGAAGGUGUAUCUGAUUGGCUCCAUUGGCGUCAGUGGAAAGACCAAGUGGGACGUGUUGGAUGGUGUAAUACGACGCUUGUUUAAGGAGUAUGUGUUCCGUGUGGACCCGUUGACCAGUCUGGGCCUGAAUUCGGAUAGUAUAGUGUGCUAUAGGAUGGGGGAUGUGGUCCGAUCUCAUGCUUCUGAGGUGCCUGAACUGUUGCCCUGUGGAUAUCUGGUGGGCGACAACAACGUCAUCACAGUCAGCCUCAAAGGUGUGAAGGAGGGUAGUAUUGAUGACUUGGUGUUUGAUACAUUGAUCCCUAAACCCAUCAUCCAACGCUAUUUGAACCUGCUGAUGGAGCACCGUAGAAUCAUUUUGUCCGGUCCGAGUGGAACUGGCAAAUCCUACCUAGCCACUAAACUGGCUCACUUCAUCAUCUCCAAGACUGGUCGAGAGGUAACCGACACCAACUUGGCGAGCUUCAACGUGGACCAGAAAUCCAGCAAGGAUCUUCGACAGUACCUCUCUAGCCUGGCCGAGCAGUGCAACACAGAGGAGUGUGAGAUCGAGCUCCCCACCGUAGUUAUUCUGGAUAACCUCCAUCAUAUUGGCUCCCUCAGUGACAUCUUCAAUGGAUUCCUCAACUGCAAAUACCACAAAUGCCCGUAUGUCAUAGGAACUAUGAACCAGGGUGUGUCCUCAUCUCCAAACUUGGAGUUGCAUCACAACUUCAGGUGGGUGCUGUGUGCCAACCACACUGAGCCGGUGAAGGGCUUCCUGGGCCGAUUCCUGAAGAGAAAGUUGAUUGAAACUGAGAUAGAUAAGAACAUGCGCAGCAACGACCUCAUCAAAAUCAUCGACUGGAUCCCCAAAACCUGGCAACACCUAAAUUCCUUCUUAGAGGCCCACAGCUCCUCAGACGUCACUAUCGGUCCUCGGCUGUUCCUGUCCUGUCCAAUGGAUGCGGACGGCUCACGUGUGUGGUUUACUGACCUGUGGAACUAUUCUUUAGUGCCAUAUCUUCUGGAAGCAGUACGGGAAGGACUGCAGCUGUAUGGUAAGAGGGCGGCAUGGGAGGACCCUUCCAAAUGGGUGAUUGACACCUACCCAUGGAGCUCCGCCUCCCUGCAGCAUGAAGGCCAGUCUCUGCUGCAGCUGCGGCCCGAGGACGUGGGCUAUGAUGGCUACACUUCCUCUAAAGACGGAGCCGCCUCCAAACAAGUAUCUCAGAGUGACACAGAGGGAGACCCACUGACAUUCAGAGAUUAUAAGAUGAAUAUGCUGAUGAGGCUACAGGAAGCUGCGAACUACUCCAGUGCCCAGAGCUGUGACAGCGACAGCGCCAGUCACCACGACGACCUGCUGGACUCCUCAUUGGAGUCUGCCCUCUAAGCCCCGCCCCAUUCGAAGAGGAAGUCUUCUGAUUGGUUUAAAGAGCAAAGGGCCCACAUGACUUGUGCUCGUGAGACGUCCGACGCCUCCGGUGGAGUGUCCAGUAUACAGCGAAUGAAAAGGUGCUGGUGGCACACACGACACUGGGGGAAAGUGUGUGUGCUUACUUAAUUAUUAAAAAACAACAACUGGAAUUUGUCAUUUGUCGGAGGUUCGUUAGUUAAACAUGUUUACAGAGGCAAGUGUUUAGUUGAAAUUCACUGAGGUUUAAAAACCUAAAGGGCAACAUUCUGAAUUCUGACCUCAGUCAACAAACUGGUGCUGCCGCGGUGCCAGAACCAACGUGUGGUUUACACUCAUCUCGCCGGCACCGUUCAUCAAACGCCUCUAGCCAACAAGCACAAAACGUGCAACGUGUCAUUACGGCUACUGUGAAAUCAUUCGCAAAAGUCCACCACUCGUUUCACUGCCAAGCGUAUAGUGACCUGCAGCACUCCUGCACCACAGACCUCUUUCGUUCGAGUCCACGGGCGCGUGCGUAGUUGUUUUCUCCUCACCGCAGGUGCGAGGCGACUGCUUGUAGGAGAGUGUGCCAGCUUUGUGAAAAUGAGCAGAAAAUGGUGCUUUCUCGCUGCCUUAAAUGUGCUGAGCUCUGAAGACAUUUAAAUGUGGUGCCGCUGUCCUUUUUCACAGAAACGAUGGCUUAGGACAGAACCGAACAAAUGCCACGUCCACAUAUUUUAUUUUUGUUACAAUUAGUGUUUUAGUGCGAAACAUGCCAUUAUAAAACGGUCCAAAUGUAUAAAAGUAAAAAAGAUCUUUAUGUAAUCCCAGCUGAGCUGGGAUCACUUGAAUCGAGAGCACAAAUCCGACGCGUCGCUUCGCUAGCAUGCCGUGUUUUUUUUCUUUGCUAUAUGUGUUUACAUGCACGUGGAAACGUUUUUUUUUUUUUUUUUUUCGCUCCCGUGCGCCAGUGUUCGUGUAGUCGAGGUUCAUUCAUCCUUUAUUUUGGUUUGCUAUGUGGGUUUUGCACAGUUGAAAAGGUGAUUGUAAAUACAUCCAAGUCUUGCACAGCCUCUUAAAGAUGCACUCUGCCCGCUCGGUAUUGCGUUUCUGCUCUUCUUGUCUAGCAUUACGCUCUUGUGAUUUACUGAGAAAAAAAAAAAAAAAAGCAAACCAGCAGCCUGUCCAAACCUUAUAUGUCUUGUAAUAGCUGGUUAUUAUACAGAACUCUAAACUGUACAGUGAGAGGUGAAGUGUUUUUCAAUUUCAGAAAACUUUAGUGUCAGUUUACUGGUCAAGGGCGCAAAAUCAUCCAGAGCGAUUCCCUGUUUUCUCUUUGCAAUGCAUCUAACUUGCAUCACACUAGCUUGCAUUACAGUCUUGCAGCUUUCAGAUACACUGGCCCCUUUGAACGUAAGCCACGCUUAAAGACCCCAUGAAUGUUUUCUGACAACCAAAAGUUAUUGCAGAACCUGAUAUUUUCAUUCUAAAGAGCAAUUGAUUGGACAGAAAUGUUUAUACGCCCUUAAAUGCAGGAUAAGCCAUUAAUAUUUAUAGUCCAUUAUGAUUGCAAUAUGUUUAAAAGAGAAAUACUGUAAAUUCUAAAUGUGUAUAUCUGCAUAAAGUUUUUUUUUUGUUUGUUUCUUUAAGGAGUACAAGAGCAUAUAAAUGACCUCAAAACUAGCAGACAGACAAUAGACAAAAUGCUUAAUUUUGCUUAAUUCAAUGCGUGAAUGUCAUUGCACUAGAUAACAAAAUCACACAACGUGCAUAUAUUUAGGAAAUAACGGUUAUUUUAAGGCGUCCUUGUUACAGUGUAAUAAUACUAUUAAGAAUUGACAACAUGUACUUACUAUAGGGUUAGGGUUUGGUUUUGUUGCUUGUAAUUAUGCAUAAUGUACUGUUAUUACUAUAGUAGGUACAUGUUACAUGGACACUAUAACAUAAAGUGUUGCCCAGGAUACGUUUCAGUUGUCCAACUACACCUCAGAAAAGUGAAGUUAUUUGAAGAUCUGGCAUAAUUUAUUAUGAAGAUGCAAGUCUAAUGCAAUGGCAUUCAUACAUACAAGUAAAUCACUUAUGACUUCCCAGAAAUGUUACUGUGAAAGACUUUUGACUUUCCAGAGUUUGCACAUGUUUGCAGUAACUGAAUCUGUUAGCUUGAUGUACAUGGUCAGGAGGUACAAGGUGCUAUAGGUGAACCAUUGAAAAGCUUUACGUCUUAUUUGAUCAGGCCUUUACCACAUCCAGCUUCACCUUCUGACUCAAACUGAGUAACUCAUUCUCACUGCCAGGCUUUAACCUUUGAUUCUUUCCAAUCUACCUUUUAGUUGAUUCAGGAAACGGCUUCUUUUUGAUUCCUCGCGGCACUACAGUGGUGCUACAGUAUGUAUGUAACCUCCAAACUCUGUGACUCUGUGCCUGAUGCUUUGCUUGUCAACCAUAAUUGUUCAGUGUAAAAGUACUCAACGGAAACAUUUAUAAGAAGUGCAGUAAAGGUUUCAAACUGCCUAAUGCUCCCUAACCUCAAACACAAAUAGUGAUUGUCCAUGGUACAUCGGAAAUAUUCUUUUCGUUUUCUUCGUGUUAUGGCAAACACAUCUCUCGGUGAGCGCAUAACAUUGAACUACUUUUGAAAAUGUUUCUUUUCAGGUGGAACAUUUGUUGGUAGAUGUUUUAUAUUUUGUACAUUUGUAAGUAACAUAUCAUGUAAAUAGAGAGAGACCACAAAUUUAAUUCAUCUGGGGGAUUUUGUAGUCUUUGUAAAGCCCUAAUAAAUGGUAUUUGGUGUCACCUGAA
Messenger RNA from Pimephales promelas (fathead minnow), 4662 nucleotides. The record is from RefSeq and is a predicted model, not a curated record. Lineage: Eukaryota; Metazoa; Chordata; Actinopteri; Cypriniformes; Leuciscidae.